This is a messenger RNA of Bufo gargarizans (Asiatic toad), 6150 nucleotides long. RefSeq names its product sorting nexin 29 (gene SNX29). The record is from RefSeq and is a predicted model, not a curated record. The transcript is spliced from 21 exons. Bases 106 to 2580 code for a protein of 824 amino acids. NCBI's taxonomy places the organism in Eukaryota, Metazoa, Chordata, Amphibia, Anura, Bufonidae. Gene Ontology annotation, molecular function: phosphatidylinositol binding.
UAUUCCUGUGCUUGUGCAUGGGAUUUACAGUCCGGGGCGGAGUUGCACUUUCCGGUCUCCUGUCACUGGUGUUUAUUUACCUUGCAGUGCCACAAGCCGGGGACAAUGAGCGGGUUACAGAACAAUGACUUGAAAAGACAGUUUCUCAUGGAGCGUCUACUGGAUGCCGUAAAGCAGUGUCAAAUUCGAUUUGGAGGACGAAAGGAGAUUGCUUCAGAUUCCGAUAGCCGGGUUAUUUGUCUGUGCGCUCAGUUUGAAGCUGUUCUUCAGCAUGGCUUGAAGAGAAGCAGAGGAUUAGCAUUAACAGCAGCAGCCAUCAAACAGGCAGCAGGAUUCUCCAGUAAAACAGAGACAGAACCCGUAUUUUGGGUGUACGUGAAAGAAAUUCUUAACAAGCACGAACUUCAGAGAUUCUACGCUUUGAAGAACAUAACCACUGAUGUAGGGAGGGGCCGCGCCUGGCUGCGAUGUGCUUUGAAUGAACAUUCCCUGGAGCGCUACGUACAUAUGCUGCUUGCAGAUCCUAACAGGCUUAGUUUCUUCUAUGAAGACUGGUCAUUUCUGUUAGAUGAGGAACGUUCCAGCAUGCUUCCUACUAUGGCAGCUGGUUUGAACUCCAUCCUGUUUGCAAUAAAUAUUGAUAACAAGGAUCUAAAUGGACAAGCAAAGACAGUUCCUACAGUGUCGCACCUUCUGAAGGAGUCCACUCAGAAUGUCACUUCUUUACUUAAGGAGUCCACACAAGGCGUCAGCAGUCUCCUUCGAGAGAUCACAUCAUCUUCUGCCGUAUCUAUUUUAAUAAAACCAGAGCAGGACUCUGACCCUUUGCCAGUGCUUUCCAGAAGUCUUGCAUCAGAUGGCAAAGCGAAAAAGGAUCGUAAAAAGAAGAAGAAAGUGUCGACUAUCAUCUCGUUUGAUGAUGACGGCGAUAUGGAAGAUCCGCAUCCGCCUGCGGGUUCAAAGACCUUGAUGAGCGGCAUGGAGGGUUCAGAGGAGCAUUCUGACAGGUCCUCAGCUGCUCUCUCUAACUUUGAAGUGCAGUUUGAGAUGAACUUGAAUGACAAAGAAAAUACAGACUGCUCCUGGAGUAACGAUUCUCCGUGUGUUAAUGGGGAUUUCGGCUAUAGAAAGCUGGACGUGAAGAGCAUAGAUGAUGAAGACUUGGAUGACUAUGACACGUAUGAGGCACAACCUGUCAGCAAGUCAGAAGUUAGAACUGAUGAGAGUGUUUCUGCUGAACAGACACCCGUAGGAAGCUCAGAAAACCCCCAAGUUUGCUGCUGGACACCAUUACAAGUCUUAGAUGACAACUCUGAGGUCUUAUUCCCUGUUAAUGCUGCAAGUUCCUAUACCACCUCAGAUUCCACUUUGAAUAAUUUGCCAUAUGGAGAUGAAAAUAUCAGUGCUGCCCUUGCUGUAGAGUUGGCUCAGAGAGGAUCUGACAUCCAGUUCAGCAUGGAAGCCAGUCCACCAGCACCGGUGACGGCAAUAAGCGGUGUACCGCCUGAAGAGGAAGGUCCAGACUCCAUGACAAUAAGUGAACUCCGUCAAGCUGUCGUUCUCAUGAUGAACAGAAAAAAAGAACUUGAGGAUGAAAAUGCAUCACUGAGAAACCUGCUUGAUUCAGAGAUGGAACAUUCUUCAGCACUCAGGCUGGAAAUUGACAACCUGAGGAGGAGUGUGGCAGAACAGGAGGAGCGGCACGCAGCGAAAAUCCAAGCUUUGGCAAGGGAAAACGAGGUGCUGAAAGUGCAGCUGAAGAAGUAUGUUGGCGCAGUACAGAUGCUGAAGAAAGAGGGACCCAAUGACACAUUCCCAAACCUUCGAAAUAUUGAUGGAGAGAUAAUUCCUGAAGUAAAGCCUGUGGUGGAUCAUGAUGAGUUAGCCAGUUCAUAUGAACGCAAGCUCAUAGAGGUUGCUGAAAUGCACGGAGAGUUGAUUGAAUUCAACGAAAAGCUUCACCGUACUCUCAUUGCAAAGGAAGCGCUUGUGUCACAAAUGAGGCAGGAACUUAUUGAUCUCAGAGGGCCGGUCCCUGGAGAUUUGAGUCAAACAUCUGAGGACCAGAGUUUGUCAGACUUUGAAAUAUCACACCGUGCCCUUGUAAAUGUUUGGAUACCCUCGGUUUUCCUACGAGGUAAAUCUACCCACGGCUUUCACGUCUAUCAGGUUUAUGUCAGGAUUAAGGAUUACGAAUGGAACAUUUAUAGGAGGUAUGCCGAGUUCCGGAGUUUACAUCACAAGCUGCAAAGUAAAUAUCCGCACGUGAGAAACUUUCACUUUCCACCAAAGAAAGCUAUUGGGAACAAGGAUGCAAAGUUCGUAGAAGAACGACGGAAGCAGCUCCAGAUUUACUUAAGAAAUGUCAUGAACAAAGUCAUACAGACAGUGCCAGAGUUUGCUGCCAAACCUAAUAAAGAAAGCUUAGUACAACUGAUGCCCUUUUUUACUGACAUUCAAGGCAAUGGAGAACAAGGAAGCAAAGGCAGUCGAUCUAAAGUGGCCUCUCGAUUUCCAAAAUUAUCUCGAAGCCACCAGAGAGACUACCGGAACCCUGAACCACAAAGUGGAGAUCUCUGAGCACUUUAUUUUAUACCAAGGCAGAUAAGAACUGAACUCUGCAAAAUGCCUCCUGUCCAGAAAUAGGUCACAUUACCACUUAUGGAAUCUUCUCCUAGAAAAAGAUGCACACAUCUUACGAAUAAAUCAUCACACUUUUUCUGUUGCUCAAACAAAGGCCAUCACUUUGAGGCUUUACUUUAUCUUGCACAUUGAUGACUAAUGUCACAGGGUCACCUGGAGCAUGCUAAGUAUAAUCAGAUUCUUAUUUUUAGGUCUUUAAAUCAUGAUUGGAGCACACCAACAAAUCGUGGUCUGUAUCUGAUGCAGCUUAGUAGAUUGUUUUGAUGAUGAUAACUUUCUAUGGACACAUCUAGCCUUGGAUGACUAACAGUGUUUUUUGAAAACUGCCAUGUUUGAUGACUGCCUUGUAGGGUAAAAUCACUGAUAUCAUUGUUACUAUAUUGAGAUCAUAGUUUUCUAUAGCUUACUUUAAGCCAACUCAUAUAAAAUACAAACUUGCGGGUCAAAAAAAUAAGUACAAUCAAGCCUGAUUAUCACUGGAGUCUUAAAGGGACUUCAAAGAGACUAACAUGCAUGGGCUUAUCUUAGGAUAGGCCAUCCAAACCUAGUCACAUAAUGUGGGACCCCUAUUGAUCAAAAGCAAUUUGCAAGUGAUCAAUGUCCCUAAAGUUCCACCACAGAAACAAGUAGGCAUUAAGUAGUGCUCAUUAAAACAAUGGGCUAGCCAUGUAUACAUUGACAUACUGGGUCCUCAAAAGCAGUGUUCCAACCUGCCGGUCAUGUUUUCAGGAUUUCCUUGGUAUUGAACAGAUGAUAUAAUUAGUGUCAAUGCAUCAGGACUCACAACAAGCAUUCAUUGUGUGGCUUAUUCUCAAAUCGUGACCAGCAGGUGGGCCCUAAGGGCAGCAGUUGAGAAACGCUGCUCCAAAGCGGGAGACUCUAAUUUGACUGCCCUAUUGAUGGAGGCUACAGAUGCAUGACCCCCUCUAUUCCUUGUAAUAACUAAAAUGCUCUAACAGCAAAUUUGAAAAUAGAUUUUCUACAGCAGUCACGUAAAAGGGAAGAUUUUUUUUAUGCCAAAUUCUCUUUUAGUUGUAACCAUACAGUCAGAUGCCACUCUCAGUCUAUAAGGCUACAUUCGACCAGAUGCACUUAACUCCCUCCGAGGUGCAGGAGACUCGAUGCUUUUAUUUGCCAUCUUCUGUCUAGACCAGGGAUGUCAAACUCGUGGCCCUCCAGCUGUUGCAAAACUACAACUUCCAUCAUGCCUGGACAUCCUACAGUUAUUGGGGCAUGCUAUGAGUUGUAGUUUUGCAUCAGCUGGAGGGCCAUGAAUUUGACAUCUGUGCUCUAGACCAUGGAUGUACCUUGGCUGUAGAUCGUGCUGUUGUAAAGAUGGUAUCAUUUGUAGCACCUAUGGAAAUGUGCCUUCUAAAGGGCUUAGAUGCAGCUUACUUACAGUAUCACCAUCUGUACUUUAUAUAUAUCAUUUAUGCUGUAACUGUGUAAGGCCUCAUGCACACCACCGUUUUUUGUACCAAUGUCCAAUCCAAAUUUUUUUUUUUGCGGAUUACAUAUGGACCCAUUCACUUCUAUAAGUCUGCAAAAAAAAAAGGAAUCUAUGUACUUUCCACAUCUGUGUGUCUAUUCCACAGAUCCACAGUAUUGUGGACAAGAAUAGUCACUUCUAGCAAUGGGAGUGAAAAAAAUGCAGAUUGCACAUGUAGGGUGUCCUUAUUUUGCGGAUCUAUGGUUUGCAGACUUCAAUACGGACAUGGUCAUGUGCAUAAGACCUAAAGCAAUGUUCUCCAACCACUGGUUUUCUAAUUGUUGCUAAACUACCAACUCCCAACAUGUCCUGUGUAUCCAUCAGGGCAUGCUGGGAGUUUAUUCUCUGCAACAAUUGAUGUCCACUGGUUGGAUAAUAUAAUUUUACAAUACUUCCAAAGCAAACUUGUGCGUUUUUCCACUAAUUAAAAAAGAAUAUCGACUGUAUCUCCUUCGCCUUAUGUUUUAAAUUAAUUUUUAUGCAUGAAUUGAGAUGCAUUAAGCUGUGAUCCCACCUAUUAUAUUCUGAUUAAGAAUUGUCACUUUCAUUACAGGACUACUAAGCACCAACAAUAGGGAAAUGCAAGCUAUGAAAACACUCAGCCUUCUACAUAGAAAGAUUGUGUAUUGUAACUUAAUUUGUACAUUUUGUUGUGUUUGUCUUUUUUUAGGAAAUUUGAAAUGACUGUUGGCAUCAGCCACACUUUAUUGUCAGACACAUUAACAUCAUUGAAAUUUAAAGGGUGAUCUGAGAUAUUCAGUUGAUCUAAGCCUACAUUAGGCCAUACAUUUUUGAUUGGUGGUGGUCCCAUGCCUAGGACCCCCAAUGUGCAGCAGCAGAAAGAAGAGGCUGUGCUGCCCUCUGGAGCACUGUGCCCCCUAUAAGGCAUGUUCACAUAGAAUAUGUGCUGAAAUUUACAUAGAAUCCACUCAAAAUCCUCCCCAUUGUUGUCAGUAAGAAGCCAUGGUAUGUUUGAUGGCAAAUCCAUGGCAGCAAUGUGAUGGUCAGCCUUGGAUUUCUGCCACGCAGUCCAUGUCGUGAUUCUGUCAUGUGGAGCAUGCCCAUAGAGUAGGGCCACCAUGAGUGGAUACGCUGUUGAUUCAUCUCAGUGGACUUGCAGGUGGAAAAUCCACAGUGUAUACAGUAGCAGCAAAGUGGCUGAGAUUUUAUCAGAUGUCAUCCACACGCCACGUAAAAAAUCCAAAUACAUGUGGUGCAGAUUUUAAUGUCCCAAGCAUGUCUGUCAAUUUAUGCUAUGGAUUUUGACUGUGGAUUUCACCCUUUAGGCCAGAUUCAGGAAUCUGUAUUCUGGACGCGUUUCCCAAUCUGGGAUUAAUUACUUCAACUGUCAGCAUCAUAGCAUACAGACGCGUGGAUCCAGCCUUACAAUACAUAGGGUGAAUUCUGCUGCGAAUACACCUCAAAAUCUGCAACAAUUCUGCAAUUACCACUUUAAUUACAUAGGUUGUAGAAAUCACAUCCAUCAAGUCCACCUUUCACAGACCUACUGUAGCUAUCUCAACCAGAAGACAGUUAAGUAACCCCCCUGGGUGAGUUAAAAGAAAACUUUGGGAACCCAUACUGUGCUAUGCCAAAUACAGGGACAGUGCAUGGCAUAGGGAUUCAAGGGGGUAUCUCUGUGUCAGGCUCAUCCUCUAAGGCCCAAUACUAGCCAUAUAUCAGUUUUGUCUGGGGUGUUUCUUUGAAUGUAUCCAGCAUUAGCAAUAAUGGCCCACUUAUUGGGUCAUCUUUCUUUAUAUAUCUAUCCUUCAGUAUUACUGCACUUUUAGUUGUCCUAAAAGUCAUCCCAUCAGAUGCUUUAAGAAGAUAAUAGGGAUUAAGUUUGAGCUCCAGCUCGCUCAUAAUGCAUUUGGUGGAGUCUGGAACUUGUGUAUAUAUGAUAUGUAAUGAAAUCUAGAUACAUAUACAUUGACAAACGUGCAUCUUUAAAGGAUGUAGGUGCUUGUACAAAUAACAAUGAUGUAAUGUUUAAUGUACCUAUUAUUUACUAAUGUCAU